This is a messenger RNA of Candidozyma haemuli, 3123 nucleotides long. RefSeq lists its product as uncharacterized. Lineage: Eukaryota; Fungi; Ascomycota; Pichiomycetes; Serinales; Metschnikowiaceae. The transcript has 2 exons. The record is from RefSeq and is a predicted model, not a curated record. Bases 1 to 3123 code for a protein of 1040 amino acids.
AUGAUAAGAGCGUUUAUUUGGGCUAGUACGAAGGCAUCCUAUAAGCUUGCCCAAAAGGCAGCCCUGAAGAAGAUCUCACACACUUGUGAAACCAUUGCUUCAAUGUAUGAGAAGAGUGUGAACAGAAAUAGGUACACUCCUUUCACUUCUACGUUACCUUACCAAUGUGAUAAUGACAAAACAUACUCGUUCCAGAAGCCAUUCUGUUUCAUGAAAGGGGAGCAGUUCUCUAUAUUGAACGCCCUUAAAGGCGCUCGCAACAAUGAAAUAAAGGCUCCGAGAAAUCAUCCGACCGAAUUGGAAUGGGAAAUGAAACAUAACAUCAAAUGCAAAAAAAUGCACAGCCGCAACUCGAAGAAAUGGAGAAGAGCAGCAGAAAAAAGUAAGAAAAAGAACAAGAGGAGGAAGAAGAGGAAACAUAACCUUCCUCAACAGCCUAUCGAUAAUCCUGAGAUGCUCCCAGCUAUUCCAUCAUUGUUGUUAAGGGAGGAUACGCAAUCUUCGAUACUAAAUCAAUAUUUAUCAAAGCUUCCAAAAGCAAACUUCUUAUCAGGUAGACCUAUCAAUUAUUAUCCACCACCGCGGGCGGUUGAUACGACCUUUGGCUCACUCAGAGCUAAAUUGCAUGACUUCAAUGGGCCAAAUCCCUAUGAUGCAAAUGGCACACGACAUUAUACUGACCGUUUAAAAGUUGAAAGCCUAAAAUAUCUACGGCAGGUCAACUUGUCUGAUGAACUUUUUGGCAAAAAUGACGAACGCGGCUUGGUCACUGAGAGAAUGAAAGCACAUUGCUACCUGGAGGAAGAAUUGAAUUUAUUGGGAAAGAGUAAUCGGGCGUUUGCUUCAAGACCAAAACUAGUAUUGCAAGCAUCAGAUUUCUUUAUUGAUAAAGAAACAUCGAGAUGGUUGGCCCUUCAAAGGCAGUCAUGUAAAGAAUGGGAAAUGAACAUUCUUCGAGAGAUACAUGCUCGUGCAGAAGCUAAAGCUAGACUGCAAUGGAGAAUGCCUAUCAAACCUCACGAGGUUGAAUGGAUUAACUCCAUUCCUGCAAAUGAGAUACCCCGUUGGUAUCACUAUCUUCUUGAUCAUUUGCAGCCUGUACCUUUCAGACACCGCCUUUUAAAUGGGCUUUUGCAGUUCCCAGAAAAAUGUACCAUGUGGAACUGGUACUGCCGUUCUAAGAUAAUUGUAUUCGUUGAGCUCGCUAAAUCCAAAGGGAGGGGCACCUGGGUUGGGGAAACCAAAUUGGGAAAGGUCAUAUUUAAAAGAAAGUAUCGACUCUGCCCUAGAGAGGAACAAACAAUCUAUGAUGAAAUUGACUGGUACAGUCUUCCCGAUACUGAUGGGGCGGCUGAUAUCAGGUAUUUCAAGCGGUUUGAUGAAUUUCCAAAUGAGACGGGAAAACUGCUUCAUGUGUUCCCAAAACCAAAGAAAAGAGUGACCAAGAUGGUCAGCAUUUUAAAAGGAGGCAAAUUGUCUCUGAAAAAUAGUAAGGGUUCUUGUCGAGACUUUGAGGUACUGAAAAAGUCCCAUAUUUCAGAUUUUGCUCUGCCUGCUGUCAAAUUUAAUCCUAAAAUUCUUCUUGGAAGAUUCACACGCUGCAUCCCAAUAACGGAGGACAAACUCCUAAUGGCUAGCAGGCAAGGAAUUGGCUUCGGUCGUAUUAAUGUUGAAUAUGUUACUGAUGAGGAGCUUACUUCUAAUGAUAAUCAUUCAGGAGAAGAAAUUGGAUUGACUGAAAACCCCAAGGAAAUCCAGUCCUGUAACAAAGCGAUGCAUCCUGAGAUUCGGCAGGAAGAUCCAUUUUACUAUUUGGCCGACAUGCAAAGUCUUCAUGUCAACUGUACUCCUGAAUUAAUGCAUGGAAGUGAAGUCCCCCUAAAGAGGCUUUCUAAAAGCCUUAUUAGUAACAUUGGUGAGACUUUGCAACAACGUCCAAUAUCUGAUCACAAGCCUUUCACUGACAGCAUGCAGCAGGAUAAUGUGUUUUUCCCAGAUUCGAAGAGACGGCCCAAUGAAAUUGAGAUGCAAAAAUACUUUGAAUUGUAUACUGUCAUCAGUCUAUCGGGAAAGAAAGGCUUUACCAAGCUCAUGAGGUACUACGACUUGGCACUUUUGGGGAGACUCCAGGUUGUCAAGGAAAUCUGUUCAUUUAAUGAUUAUCUUGCUGGCAAUCGCUUAGGACGUCGGUUUCACGAGCUGCAAUCAGAAAAGAUUUUGGCAUGGUUUCCUUUACUUAAACGGAAGAAAGACUCCUUCAAAGGGCUUUUCUCCAAGAACAAAUUAAAGAAUACGAAAGAUAGAGGCGUGUUUAAUAAAGGCACAAAAAUUGAGACUCUUCCACAUGAGUACUGUUAUGAGCUUCAAAAGAUGCAAAACUUAAAAAACUCUCCCCUUCCCAUACACUUCAUGGGCUCCAGAGAUGAACACGUUAGCUUGUUUGGAAGGGCUUGGAAAAGGUAUACCCCGGAAGAAGUGAGAGCUCUUCUGUUGUAUUUCGGUUAUGCGUCAUAUCCUAGAGUCCCGAAAGCAAUCUAUCAGCACUUAAAGUGGAGCAAAGUUAAGAUCGAGGUUCCAUUACUUAAUCUGCAAAAACGCAACAGUGCAAUUUCGUGGAAUUUUCAACAUCCUGGAACAGAUACCCACUCGAUGAGAAACGUCUAUUGUCAAAAACCUGAAGAGAUAACUAAUACUGCCAACUUUGGUACACCGAAAUCUACUAAGAAUCUAAAAUCGUACACCCUGAACAGAAGUCGAGGUAGUGCAACAUAUGAUUGCCAUGCCGAUUAUGAAAGAUUCUCUUUGACAUCUAGUAAUUCAGAUGUUUCUCCAGUGGCUAGUUCUGCAACUCUUGAUGGGAGGCGAGGAUUUGAGCGAGAGUCAGCUUCUUCAAGCUGUUCUACAUCAAAUCCUAUGAGCAAUGAGAGCAAGACGAAGGAAGCAGUGCAAAGAGGUCAUAUGUCCGUUAGAGACACGGAAAGGGAAAAGAGUUUGGUAAAGGACGUCUCUAAGCUUCUGAGCUGGAUGUUCACUUCUGAUUCUAUCCCGUUGGAGGUUUUGGAUGAUGUAAUUGGGUAUAUCGCUGAGCGCUGUGCUGACGUCUCAGUUCCCCCUACUUCCUAA